Molecule: messenger RNA, 756 nt
Organism: Penicillium cosmopolitanum
Lineage: Eukaryota; Fungi; Ascomycota; Eurotiomycetes; Eurotiales; Aspergillaceae
Product: alpha/beta hydrolase
Exons: 2
Coding region: 1-756 (251 amino acids)
Source: RefSeq, a predicted model, not a curated record
AUGUCUCUCCCGAAACCAACCAUUCUUCUUAUCCCUGGAGCCUGGCACCGGGGAAGCACUUUUGAACCAGUAGCAGCACUUCUACGGACACAGGGAUAUCCUGUGAAAACAAUUACACUAUUGUCUGUCGGUGGUCCAACAUCAACAACAGUCGCCGAUGAUGCCGCCUACAUCCAGAAAAGAUAUUUGGACGACCUGGUCUCCCAAGGGAAAAAAGUGGUUGUGGUCAUGCACUCCUACGGCGGUAUCCCUGGCACAGAAUCCGUCAAGGGCCGCACACGCAGAGACAUAGCUGCACAGGGUAAGAAGGGUGGAGUAGUUGCUCUCGUGUAUAUGGCAGCAUUUCUCAUAUCUGCGAGCCAAUCCGUCGAUUCGUCUCUUCCAGAGGGAGCAGCUUCAAUUAUGACCUUUGAAGGCGAAAAAUCAUACUGCAUCGAUCCAAUUCCCAAGUUCUAUAAUGAUCUUGACGAAGACACGGCUAAGAAGUAUGCUACUGAAUUGGUUUAUCACGCCAAACCGAGCUUCUUCACUCCACUCACCUAUGAGGCUUAUCGUGAGGUGCCAACUACGUAUCUCUUUUGCGAGAAAGAUGCAUGUUUUCCUUUGGCUGUGCAGCAAGCUAUGGCAGCGAUGCCCGGUGAUGGGCUAGUGCGGACACGUACUUGUGCUGGAAGCCACUCGGCUAUGCUCAGUAUGCCGGAGGCUGUUGCUGAUGUGAUACAGUCCACCGCGAGUGAGGUAGAGGUUGUAAACUAG